AUCAAUGACAAUGUGUCAACAUUUUGUGACUAUGUCUAAAAGCAACACGGAAUGAUAUCACGGAUUAUUAUUGGUUCCGCGAAGCAUCGAAAUGGGCUCGUCUGCUUCACAGAGAAAACUAGCGUUUAGAGAUUCGUCGAGACAUCCUAGUAAUCGUCACAUAAACGGAAAAAACCCUGUCAAACAACGAGACAACAAUCAUCCCACGGCAGUUAGUCAGAUAAAUGUAGUCAGUGAGAACGCUAUCAAUAACACUAUCACGUUGGAUAACACAGUUGACGCCACAAUUGGAAGACAAAAUCUUAAAACAAGUGUUCAAAAAACGGGAUCCAAACGAGACAUGGAUGAUCAAGACCGAAAAGUAGAUGUGGUCGACCAAAACGAGAGUCACGAAGAGCGACACAAACGAACAUUUAAAGCGUAUAAAUCCGAGAUUAACCAGUUGUUGUCUUCACUAGAAAAAGAUGAACAAAAUAAAACGAUCUUGAUGUCGGUUAUAGAAAAAACUAACGAAAUUUACAUCAGCGCGGACGCCAACUUCAGCCACACAUGGAUGACAAAACAUCGAACGGCAGUUUGUGACUACAUCCACUGCCAUGGCCAGAUAAUACCAGUUAUAUGUGAAGCGAUGAUAAGCGAGAAAGAUUCGAAUGAUAUGUCUUGUAUACUGUACGCUGGUUCGUUAACUAUGGUGUGCCUGUCCGACCACUCUAGAGACUGUACUGUUGAUAUUUGCGCUGUGCCGGGAUUUAACGAGUUUCUCUAUGAAUUUAUUGAUAAAAAUAAAGAGAAUAGCCCGUAUGUGACGUCAUUAGGCAGAGACAGUGUAAUAACUAGGAUUCUGAUGGUGAUUCACAACGUAUCAAUGACACAUGUUAACAUACCCUUAUUACAACAACUCAACAUCGUCAAAGUUUUAAAAAAUUAUUUAUCGUUUAACAACGAUACGAUUAAACUUGUUUCUCUGUUGGCUAUAGCUGAUUUGAUGAAGGAUGACGAGGCGCAUUAUAUCGCCACUAACAUAUCCGUUAUAACGUCUUUGUUGAAGCUAUUUGAACAAACUAUCAACAGCGAAGGUCACAGAGAGGCAGACGGAAAGGGUGUAAUAUGGUCUUCACUUGAACUGGUGAAAGGUAUUGGUAGACUGGCUAGGAAUGACGACAACAAGAAGUUGCUGGUUGAUCAAGGCUGUCUGCCAUCUUUAAUAAAACUUGCCAAAUCCACAGAUUUAGAGGAAAAGAAGGAGAGUUUAAAGGCGUUGUGGGUUUUAUCGUUUAAUGAGAAUAACCAGGAUAGGAUUAUAGAUGAACCCGGGUUGAUUCAGUAUAUUGACGAUGAAAAUAGAACUGGUGAGACAGAGGUCAAGGCCACGUGUUCCGGUAUUUUAUGGACCUUAAGACUCAAACUUUUACAAUCAAAGGAAUAUGAAGCUAUUGGUGAAAGACUUUCCACAAUUGAUAAAGCAGAAAACGAUGAUGAAGAAAAAGGGCACGUGAUGAUUAGUUAUCAAUGGGCCAAUCAGGAUGUGUUAAUUAAAGUACGUGAUGAGUUACGUCGUCAUGGUUAUAAAGUAUGGAUGGACAUUGAUGACAUGGAAGGAUCAACGCUACAAGCAAUGGCGGAGGCUAUUGAACAGGCGGAAGUGGUUUUAAUCUGUAUGUCGAGGAAAUAUAAAGACAGCCCAAACUGUCGAGCAGAAGGAGAAUAUGCGCAUCAAAGACGUAAGAAGAUUAUACCACUAAUACUAGAACGUGGCUAUCAACCUGAUGGCUGGCUGGGUUUAAUUCUCGGAGCUAAACUAUUCUACGAUUUUAGCGGAAAAUAUUCCUUUCAAUCAAGAGUUGGUGGGUUAUUGAAAGAUAUUAAAAUCAAGGUGAACAGUCAACUGGAUUCAACCACCACAGCGUCGACGGCGACCAAUGUUUUAGAUAAACAUAAUAAGGCAUUAGUACAAGUACACCAAGAUGUGGUUUAUUCUACAAGACGUUCCCUAUCUUCAAACACAGUCAUCAGAUCGUGGACUAAUGACCAAAUAAAACAAUGGUUAUCUACUCAUAAACUAUCGGGAUCAAGAAUUGAAGAAUUAACUGGCAUAGAGUUGGCAUUUCUACGUAAGCUACAACACAUGGCACCAGAUUUAUAUUUCCGGAAAUUAGAGAAUGAUUUAAAUUUGAAAUCUCUGACAGAUUUAGCCAAGUUUGACGCUGCCAUGGAUGAAUUACCCUAGGAUCAUAUGCGUCCCCGGAUACGUCAUCGAACAGCGCAAUACUUAAUUUUACAAAAUGAAACUAGUGCCCACGUUCCUCCUUAACUAUGCCCCUCUUUCAUGCCUUAACGCUUUUUAUCUGGGAGCCGUCGCAUGUAAACGGUAAAUUUAAAUGAAAUAGGGUUUAACGUCCUAAUGUUCUGCUCCGAACUGGGCUAAUGAAGACGGGCAUACGCCAUACAGUGUGCUAUGGGGGAAAUUUUACCCGGACAGCGGCACUGCGGCCUACUCUCAUAUCGAAUUCCAACUGCCAAGGUAUCUUUUACGUGUACGCCAAUGUGUACACAGGACCCCGGUUUUUCGUGCCAUCCGAACGACUAGACAGCUUUCCCUGUCAGGCCCUCCGACCUGCAUCACUGACAAGGGGGGACCACGCCGGAAAAUCUGGAUGAACUUUCUCGGCCAAUGCAGGGGUCGAACAUCGUUCAUUCUUUUUGGGGAUCACGUGGCUAAGUGGGUAAGACGCUGGCUCGCUAGCCUGGAGGUCGGGUGUUCGAUCCCUGCAUUGGCCGAGAAAGUUCAUCCAGAUUUUCCGGUGUGGUUUCCCCUUGUCAGUGAUGCAGGACGGAGGGUC
Messenger RNA from Patella vulgata (common limpet), 2840 nucleotides. RefSeq lists its product as uncharacterized. NCBI's taxonomy places the organism in Eukaryota, Metazoa, Mollusca, Gastropoda, Patellidae. Gene Ontology annotation, biological process: signal transduction. Bases 92 to 2227 code for a protein of 711 amino acids. The record is from RefSeq and is a predicted model, not a curated record. The transcript is spliced from 10 exons. Gene Ontology annotation, molecular function: protein binding.